AUGGCGAAGCAUGUGCACGCGUCACAGCUGGCAAAACUAGCAACCCAAGCUUGUUCCACACAAUUGCAUACCACACAAGCAUACCGCGCUUUCUCCGUGCUCAACAGGCCAGCACCAAACUAUGAGGGUCACAUACCAUUGACACGUCUCGAGAGGCUCGGGCUAGCUUUGGGCUCUGGAAUUGGAAGCUUUCUCGACCCGAGGAGAGGAGAUCUAAUCGCCUCCUUUGGCGAAGCCACCGCACAACCCUACUUCAUCUACAAACUCCGCGACCGCAUGCUCCUGAAUCCCACAGGCCGACGCAUCCUCCGCGACCGCCCACGCCUAACCUCCACAACCCUGGAUAUCCCCCGUCUGCGCAGCCUCGCACCCAACACACUCGGCUAUGCGUACGCUGCCUGGCUGGACGCAGAGGGCGUCUCGCCCGAUACCCGUGCGGCGGUCAAGUACCUUGACGACGAAGAAUGCGCAUACGUCAUGCAGCGAUACCGCGAAUGCCACGACUUCUACCACGCCCUAGCCGGGCUCCCCGUCUUGCGCGAAGGAGAAGUCGCGCUUAAGGCCUUUGAGUUUGCAAACACGGGUCUCCCGAUGACGGGAUUGGCGGUGUUUAGCGCCCUUACCUUGAAAAAGGCAGAGUGGAACCGGUUCUGGAGUAUCUAUGGGCCCUGGGCGGUGCGCAAUGGAGCCCAGAGCGAUGAUGUGAUCAAUGUGUAUUGGGAAGAGGAGCUCGAGACUGAUGUCGAUGAACUCAGGACGAGACUGGGCAUGGAGAAGCCGCCGGAUCUGAGGGCGAUGCGGAGGGCGGAACGCGAGGCUCGGAAGAGGGAGAAGAUGGCUAAGGAGGCCAUGGCACGUACUGCUGUGUGA
Molecule: messenger RNA, 870 nt
Organism: Plenodomus lingam JN3
Lineage: Eukaryota; Fungi; Ascomycota; Dothideomycetes; Pleosporales; Leptosphaeriaceae
Gene: COQ4
Product: Ubiquinone biosynthesis protein
Biological process (GO): ubiquinone biosynthetic process
Cellular component (GO): mitochondrial inner membrane; mitochondrion
Source: RefSeq, a predicted model, not a curated record